AUGUCUCAAGAACAAACCAACCCGUACAAAGUCGUCGUAGCAGCCGAGAACUCUCCAAUAUCUCAUAAUGCAGUUAAUUUUGCAUUUGAUCUCUGCUCACGUCUUUCGUGUCCAUUUACAUUGACCGUGGUUUACAUCAUCGCCCUCAAUCCAAGCACGAAUAUUCCAUUUCUAUCAAAUCUUGAAAAAGCCAAUAAUCUUGAUAUCCAGCUUGAAGCAAAAGAGACAGUUGCAGUAUUGCAAAAAUAUUUGGAAAAGUUUAAAACGUUGACUCCAAGGGUGAACUAUACAUUUGUUCAGUCUGAAGGAUAUGGCACUGUAGGCGAAAACCUGACGCAUUACAUAACAGUUGAACACCCGGAUACUAACUUGCUAGUUAUUGGAAGUCGAGAUUUGGAGGGACUGCAAAAGAUGAUACUGAGCUCGACAAGCGAAUAUGUAUCAAGACACAUAAAGGUCCCUGUCGUUAUAGUCAAACCACAUGAUAAAUUAGACGACUGUACAAGCCGGUGA
This is a messenger RNA of Paraglomus occultum, 513 nucleotides long. NCBI's taxonomy places the organism in Eukaryota, Fungi, Glomeromycota, Glomeromycetes, Paraglomerales, Paraglomeraceae. The record is from the annotation of a GenBank genome assembly.